AUGAUAAAUCUUGCACAAUACAUACGUGGCAGUCGUUACGACUUUGACGAAUGGGCUGCAAAUGGUUGUGAAGGUUGGAGCUAUAAAGAUAUCUUGCCGUACUUUUUAAAAGCAGAAGAUAUCCAUAUUGAAGAACUGAAGUCUUCAAAAUAUCAUAACAUGGGUGGCCCAAUGGCAGUAUCUGGAAGUAGAGUGACACAACUGGCAGACUUGUAUAUGAAAGCUGGACAGGAGCUUGGAUAUAACAUCACUGAUUACAACGGAGGCGAACAAAUAGGUUUUAACCGAAUGCAACUUAAUACCCGGAAGGGUGUAAGAGAGUCGUCUGCUGUUGCUUACCUUGGACGUGCCGGUAAAAAAGAUAACCUUGACAUUGCAGUAAAUUCUUUUGUAACAAAGGUUGGUUUUCAAGGGAAGACAGCUACUGGCGUUUAUUAUAUCCGUAACAAUAGAAAAUAUUUUGUUAGUGCUAAAAAGGAAGUGAUAUUGUCUGCAGGAUCGGUGAACACACCACAAUUACUUAUGCUCUCGGGUAUCGGGCCGAAAGAACAUCUUGAAGAAAUGAAUAUUCCUGCAGUUGCAGACCUUCCCGUUGGGGACAAUCUUCAAGAUCACCAAGCGUAUGCACUUUAUUCUAAAAUAAACAGGUCAAUAGGUUUAACACCAACACUGAUGACAAGUUUUUGGACGUUCAUUGAAUAUCAACUGUUCGGCUCCGGACCACUUACCACUUCCGGUAUCGAAGGUUCGGCUUUCAUUAACACCGACAAUACAAGACAAGGUAAAACGUAUCCUGAUCUUCAGACAUCAAUAUUCAGUGCUAUAUUUAACUUAAGCCUUUUAAAUUUGAAUAAAAAUAUUAAGAAGGAUUAUGAAGCAUGGGGCGAAAAUGUUGAUGGAUUUUCGUUCGUCAUAAUAAAUACUCACCCGAAAAGUCGCGGAACUGUGAGACUUCGCAGUAACGACCCAUUCGAUCAUCCUAUUUUAGAUCCUCGCUAUCUGCAAGAACAAACCGAUGUAGACGAUUUAAUAGCUGGAAUAAGAGUAUGGGAAAAGUAUAUUGAAACACCUACAAUGAAAGGACUUGGAUGUAAUGUCGAUGAUAUGAGGAAAUCAUUUUGUUUGCAACACGAGUUCCGGUCCGAUGCAUACUGGGAAUGUAUGAUACGAUGUUUGGCUGUUACAGGGUAUCAUAUAUGUUGCACAUGCAAAAUGGGUGCUUUAGAUGAUCCCACUGCCGUUUUAGAUCCGUCCUUACGUGUAAAGGGAAUAAAAGGACUUCGUGUUGUUGACUUAUCAGCAUUUCCUAAUGUCACUGUCGGAAAUACUAAUACUCCAACAGUUAUGUUGGCAGAAAAAGCUGCAGACCUGAUUCGUGGGAUGGACUCAGUUACACAUAUCAGACAGAAACUACCAGAUGAUGUUUAG
Molecule: messenger RNA, 1428 nt
Organism: Mercenaria mercenaria
Lineage: Eukaryota; Metazoa; Mollusca; Bivalvia; Venerida; Veneridae
Product: glucose dehydrogenase [FAD, quinone]-like
Exons: 1
Coding region: 1-1428 (475 amino acids)
Molecular function (GO): oxidoreductase activity, acting on CH-OH group of donors; flavin adenine dinucleotide binding
Source: RefSeq, a predicted model, not a curated record